AUGGCUGGGGUCUUCACCGGCGCCCUUGUGGCAAUCCUCUUCUCCAUGCUUGUCAACCGUUCGGCGGCCAAUUACUACGGCGCCCAGGCCUCCCCCGCUAGAUCCUACAGCUCUGCCUGGCUCCCCGCAAAGGCCACCUGGUACGGCGCCCCUACCGGCGCCGGCCCCGCAAACGGCGGUGGUGCAUGCGCCUACUCGAACAAUAAUCUGUACCCGAUUUUGUCGAUGAACGCAUGCGGCAACCAGCCCCUGUUCAUGGACGGCGCUGGCUGCGGCACCUGCUACGAGAUAAAAUGCGACUACAAGAACAACCGUGCCUGCUCCGGCCAGCCCAAGAGGGUGACGAUCACUGACAUGAACUACAACAACAUCGCCCAGUACUACUUUGACCUCAGCGGCACGGCGUUCGGCGCCAUGGCAAAGUACGGCCAGAACGAAAACCUCCGCCGCGCCGGCAUCCUCGACAUCCAGUUCAGGAGGGUGCCUUGCAAUUACCAGGGGAUGAACAUCAACUUCCGGGUGGAGCGUGGCUCGAACAAUAACUACCUGGCGGUGCUCGUCCAGCACGCGAACAAGGACGGGAACGUGGUGCAGGUGGACCUCAAGGACUCCGGGUCGUAUGGCUCCUGGACGCCGAUGAAGCGGUCGUGGGGUGCCAUCUGGAGGAUGGACACAGGGCGCCCGCUGAAGGCCCCCUUCUCCUUCCGCAUGCGCAGCGAGUUCGGGGCCACGAAGGUGGCCUACCAGGUCAUUCCGGUCAACUGGAAGGGCGGCAACAACUACUGGUCCAACGUUCAGUACUAAUAUUACUGCGAUUAAGGCAGAUCGGUCAUUUUCCUGGUGUUGCACGUGUGAUUGGAAAUACACAGUACAAUGUUUUAUUUUUAUAUUUUCGGUAUAAGUUUUUACUUUUGCAGGGGAUGAGUACAUAUAUAGUUGUUAUCCGAAAAAAAAAGUACAUAUAUACUCCUUCCGUUCCUAAUUAAUUGGCGCCGGCCAUUUUGCAAAAAAAACCCUGUUAAUUUUGUAAAUCAACAUGCAGUUCACAUAUUCAAUUGAAAAUGGACUGCGCUUUGAUUUCGAAAAACUACAGUUUUUUUUUGAAAAAGUUCUCGUAUAACGUGGGCUGGAGCUCGAUUUCAAGAAAUAGCAAGUUUUUUUUACAAAACUUCCGGCGCCAAUUAAUUCGGUACAGAGGGACUUGUUGUUGUUGUUGUGGGUCUU
Molecule: messenger RNA, 1224 nt
Organism: Brachypodium distachyon (stiff brome)
Lineage: Eukaryota; Viridiplantae; Streptophyta; Magnoliopsida; Poales; Poaceae
Product: expansin-B2
Exons: 4
Coding region: 1-804 (267 amino acids)
Biological process (GO): sexual reproduction
Cellular component (GO): extracellular region
Source: RefSeq, a predicted model, not a curated record